This is a messenger RNA of Labeo rohita (rohu), 2865 nucleotides long. RefSeq names its product S100 calcium binding protein U (gene s100u). The transcript has 3 exons. Bases 173 to 685 code for a protein of 170 amino acids. The record is from RefSeq and is a predicted model, not a curated record. Gene Ontology annotation, cellular component: perinuclear region of cytoplasm. Gene Ontology annotation, molecular function: calcium ion binding. NCBI's taxonomy places the organism in Eukaryota, Metazoa, Chordata, Actinopteri, Cypriniformes, Cyprinidae.
UAACGAAAAAAAAAUCACGGAAGAGAUUCGGCAGCGGUUCGAGUCUGACAAGUUUUUUUUUUCUUUUGAGGUAGGCUAGGGAAGAAAGGGGGAAGGAAAAAAAAAAAGGUUUUACUGCAGCUACUGCGAAGUGUCAAUCCGUGCUGUCCCCGUUUUAGGAGCGAAAGCAAAGAUGGAGGCAGCAAUUAAAACCGUAGUGAGUGUCUUCCUGAAGUCAUCCAAGGGCAAGGAAAACCUCGGAGGGAAGGAGUUCCAGGGCCUCGUGAAGAGCCAGCUGAAAAACAUUAUGACGGGCACAGAGGACAAUGAGGCAGUAAAAAACAUGCGUCAACAGCUCGACAACAACCAGGAUGGGAAGGUCAGCUUCCAGGAGUAUAUGAAUCUGAUUGGCUAUCUGGCGCAGUCUCUCAGCGAACAGCGCUGUUUGGAAAAAGAAACACAACCAGAGAGUUCAACCCAGGAGACGCAGGCCGAGGCGGCAGCCAAUGCACAGGCAGAGCCGCCGAAGGCAGAGCCACAGGCGGCAAAGGAGGAGGAGAAAGAAGACGAGCCAGUGGUCGAGGAGGCAGCGGCGACCGAAGAGCAGAAGCCAGAGGAAGAGAAAAAAACAGAUGUGGAACAGGAAGGGGCGAAAGUUGAAGAGAAUAAAGCCGAAGAGAAGAAUAAAACAGAGGAAGCAUCGUAGGAGCUCGAGGAAGUGGAGAUUGUCGCAUCUCAAAUGCUUCUGUGUUUGUUUUGUUCGUCAUUUUCAUUAUUGUGAUGUUUUAAUACGUAUAUAUAUGAAACCUGGCCAAUACACUACAAAUUUCAUUACUGCAAAGAGCCGUAGCCCUAUUAUUACAGUUUUUUACAAUGGCUAGGAUACGUUUCUCAAUACUUUUCAAAACUCUUCACACUGUACACACUUUCACAUCCAAAAUGCAUUGAAAACACCAACACUUAAUAUCAUAACACUAGUGAAGGUUGUCACCAACUAACACUCUUUAGUUAACCCUGAAUCAUUUUGAACCCCAGGCAAAUGUUCUUAUUUGCGGUGUCAGUGUCAUUUAAUGGAUGAACGCAGCACUCAGCUUGUUUAUGGCUCUAGCAUUUUCUGAACAGACUUUUCAGUGGACUAUUCAUCUUUUUUAAUCAUUAUUUUUUAUGGGCGAGACUUCCGGUUCAUUAUCCGCCAUAGGGAAAUAACAAGAAGAAUAACAAUCUGGAGUAAACAGUAAAACAGUUUGCACUACAAACCAGUGUGUAUGUCAAUAUUGUAAGACACACCAAUUUGCAAUAUCAGGCAGCAAAACGAGCUGUUUUGUAGUGUUCGUGGAUGAGACCAGAAGCUAGACACAUAAAAUGUACAAAUGGCCACAUCUACUCUUACAGGAAGAAAAAGGUGGAUAAAGGUAAGGAUAAAACAGUCUCUUAUUCACUCUAAUUUACGGGUUUUCCGUCACUAUUUGACAAUUUCCUCCUCUAAAGCUGAAACGACGUACAACGCGCGUCGUUUCCAAAAGUAUGUGAAUACUAGGGACGCCAUUGCUAAUGCUAAGCAUAACUAACAUGACACGCACAUGAUACACGUUUGCUAGGGUGUUAGUGGUUCGUAACACCGUGCUCUAACCCCUUCUAUAUUACAAAUGUGAAACGUACCUGAAACAACGUUUAAAACGACAAUAACCCAAAGUUAAGCACAGUAUGAAAUGCCCUUUUCACUCAUAAAACGUCCUAAAACAUCAACAAGAGAUGUAGCAUUUUUUUUUAUGUAAAAUUUCUUUACUAACAAAAAUGACACUUGCUUACUGUGUAAAAUUGACUGCAGUAUAUGUUACAUGUUCCAUGAUUAUAGGUUUUGUAGAUCGUAAUGAAAGAUUAACACCUGUGUAGGUGUUCAUUUACAUGUCAUUGUUUUGGAAGCCUCUCAUUUUUUAGAUUUGGAAUAUAUUUAAAUAUAGUGUUACUGUAGAAGUGUAGCAAAUUGCUGUCUUUCUGUUUUGUAUUAUGUGAAGUUUUGAACUCAAAUUGAUUGAGUUGUAAAUGUCCAAAUAGGUACUUUGAAUUUUGGUGGUGGUUGUGUUUGUGGGAGAAAACAAUUAAUGUAAUAUGAGAGACGUUUAGUCAUCAAAUGCAUCUUGUGCUAAAACGAAGAGUUUUGAAAAGGCGACCUAAUAUUGAGAAAUGGAUCUUAGCGAUUGUAAAAAAAAAAACUGUAAUACUAAUUUCUAUUUGUAUGCACAUCAAUUCCUGUGAUUCAUUUUUUGUACUAAUAGUGUGAUAGAAAUUGGCAAUAGCCGCAAAUGUGACAAAUGGCCAAAGAGGUGCAAUAACUAAUCACUAUGUCCUUUUGUUUGAGCCAGAAUUGUUGUAAGGGUACUGCAACCACUGUGUCCCCUCUCCACAAAACAUCCGUGAAUGAAGAACAGACAUCUUUUUAUCACAUAUAAAUGUUGAAAAAGACACAAAAAGCAUUUUUAAGUGUCCAUUAUGUUUACUUUUUGUUUGUGCCACCUUCUAAGAACAGGGUUACUUAGUCGACUCCGGUGCUAGUCUAUUUUCCCAGUGUUGCAGAAGCAUAAAAAGAGCAAGUUUUUCACCUUUGAUGAAAUGCCAUUCUGCAGGAAUUUAACGUAAUGCACCAUUUAAAUGUGGGACUUGCGUUUGUGGCGCACAUGGGAACACUAUGCAGUCCAAAUACUUUGUUGUUCACAUUUCUGGGCCUUGUUUGCAUGAGAAUAAACAAAUUUGCUUUUGAAUAAUGCAGUUUUAUGGCAUGCUUUCUGGCUUGUGUACUUGAAUCUAAGUCUGUCUGACACCUUCCAUUAGCUGGUCCUUUCUUUUAGACUUUCACAAGCUGUCCAUCUUAGUGCUUUGUCUCAAGAG